Molecule: messenger RNA, 1470 nt
Organism: Telopea speciosissima
Lineage: Eukaryota; Viridiplantae; Streptophyta; Magnoliopsida; Proteales; Proteaceae
Product: UDP-glycosyltransferase 88F3-like
Exons: 1
Coding region: 33-1445 (470 amino acids)
Molecular function (GO): UDP-glycosyltransferase activity
Source: RefSeq, a predicted model, not a curated record
AAAAGGAAGAGAAAGAGAAGUUGGAGAAGGAAAUGAAGGACACUAUAGUUCUCUAUACAGUCCCUGCCAUGGGCCAUCUAGUCUCUUUGGUUGAGCUGGGCAAGCUUAUCCUCCGCCACUACAACCAACGUUUCUCCCUAACAGUCCUCAUUUCAGGCGACUCUUUUAAAAGCGCCGCCAUCAAUCCUUACAUCGAUCAUGUCUCUCACACAGACCCUUUAAUAACCUUCCAUCGUUUACCUGCUCUUCCCAACCCUCCUUCCCUUCCACCAUCACCAACUUUCCACCCGGUCGCAAUACUCCUCGAAUCAAUUCGCCUCAACAACCCAAACCUUCUCCAAACCCUCCAAACCAUCUCUGAAACCUCCUCUGUUGCUGCCCUUGUGAUUGAUUUCUUCUGUCACCCAGCCUCCCCUGUUGCCACCGAGCUGAACAUCCCUCUUUACUACUAUUUUCCCUCUGGCGCCUCUUCUGUUGCAAUGAUGCUUCACCUCCCAAACCUCCAUAACCAGACAAACAAGAGCUUCAGAGAGCUUGGCAACACUACUGUUCUCCAAAUCCCAGGAUUGCCCCCAAUUCGAGCUACAGAAAUGGGAUCAUCUGUUCUCGAUCGGACUAACCAGGUUUACGAUAAGAUGCUGGAUCUGGGUACGAAUCUCCUCAAAUCAAAGGGAAUUAUAACAAAUACCAUUGAGGCACUAGAGCCAAAAGCAAUCAAUGCGAUCAGAAAUCAAGCGCCGGCCAUUUUCUGUGUUGGACCAUUGCUUGCAGAACCCAAAGAUCAAUCUGGUGCCGCGGAUUGUUUGUCCUGGCUUGAUAAGCAACCGAGUCGGAGCGUAAUUUUCUUGUGUUUUGGCAGCCUAGGCGCGUUUUCGGUGAAACAGAUUGCAGAGAUCGCCGUUGGGCUUGAGAGGAGUGGACAAAGGUUCUUGUGGGUGGUGAAGAACCCUCCACCAAUCGGCGGUGGUAGAAUGCAGCUGUCUGCCAUGGAUUUCGAUCUUGAAGCUCUGAUGCCGGAGGGGUUUCUGGAGCGGACCAGCGACAGGGGUUUGGUGGUGAAAUCAUGGGCGCCGCAGGUGGAGGUAUUGAGCCGAGAAUCGGUGGGUGGAUUCGUGACUCAUUGCGGGUGGAACUCGGUUUUGGAAGCUGUAUGUGCUGGGAUGCCAAUGGUGGCAUGGCCGCUCUAUGCAGAGCAGCCUCUCAAUAAGAAAGUUUUGGUGGAAGAGAUGAGGGUGGCUUUGCCAAUGGAGGCGGCGGAAGAGGAUGGGUUUGUGAUUGCUGCCGAGGUUGAAAAGCGAGUCAGAAUGCUGAUUGACUCGGAGGAGGGGAGAGAGAUUAGCAAACGCUGUCGAGAAAUGAAGGAGAAGGCUUUGGCUGCGUGGGCCGAGGGUGGGUCCUCUCGGACUGCUUUUGCCGAGCUUGCCGAGUCAUGGAAUCGGGGAUGACAUUUCGGGAUGCUCAGAUCCUUGU